Brassica napus (rape) is the source of this 519-nucleotide messenger RNA. RefSeq lists its product as uncharacterized. The transcript has a single exon. The record is from RefSeq and is a predicted model, not a curated record. Bases 1 to 519 code for a protein of 172 amino acids. Lineage: Eukaryota; Viridiplantae; Streptophyta; Magnoliopsida; Brassicales; Brassicaceae.
AUGCAUUUGAAAUCUGUUCUUGAAGUACUUAGGAAAGAACGUUUGUUUGCUAAUCUUGGUAAGUGUUCUUUUGGGACAGAUCACGUGGUCUUCUUAGGCUUUGUUGUAGGUGCAGAUGAACUCAGAGUGGACGAAGAAAAGAUCAAGGCCAUCCGAGACUGGCCCAGUCCAACGACCGUGGGCGAGGUGAGAAGCUUUCACGGCCUGGCCAGGUUCUAUCGAAGGUUUGUUCACAACUUCAGCUCUAUAACCGCCCCUCUCACCGAAGUGAUCAAGAAGAACGUUGGAUUCAAGUGGGAACAAGCCCAAGAAGGGGCGUUCCAGAUCCUUAAAGUGAAGUUGACUCAAGCCCCAUUACUUGUUCUUCCUGAUUUCUCUAAGACUUUCGAAAUCGAAUGUGAUGCCUCGGGUGUAGGUAUUGGUGCUGUCUUGAUGCAGGAUAGGAAACCCAUUGCUUACUUCAGUGAGAAGCUUGGAGGAGCCACACUCAACUAUCCCACUUAUGACCAGGAACUGUAA